Exaiptasia diaphana is the source of this 3662-nucleotide messenger RNA. RefSeq names its product PMS1 protein homolog 1. Gene Ontology annotation, molecular function: ATP hydrolysis activity; ATP-dependent DNA damage sensor activity; mismatched DNA binding. Gene Ontology annotation, biological process: mismatch repair. Lineage: Eukaryota; Metazoa; Cnidaria; Anthozoa; Actiniaria; Aiptasiidae. The record is from RefSeq and is a predicted model, not a curated record. Gene Ontology annotation, cellular component: MutLalpha complex. Bases 1 to 3069 code for a protein of 1022 amino acids. The transcript is spliced from 13 exons.
AUGGCUUCUUUGACUUUACUUCCCUCAUCGACAAUCCACAGAAUAGCGAGCUCACAAGUAAUAACAUCAGUUGGCACAGCAGUGAAAGAACUAGUAGAAAACUCGCUUGAUGSUGGCGCUGAUAAUGUUGAAGUGAAACUGGAAGAGUAUGGAUUUGGGAGGAUAGAGAUCCGUGACAAUGGAAGUGGCAUCAAUUCAUCUGAUGUAGCAGUCAUGGCACAAAGAUACUAUACCUCAAAAAUCAGCUGUUUUGAAAACCUUACUGAACUUACAACUUACGGAUUCAGAGGAGAGGCCUUGUGCUCCUUGUGUUCAGUUGGAAAUGUCACCAUAACAACAAAGACUAAAGAGAAUAYUGUAGCGCAGUGUUAUACCCUCGGACAAGCAGGGAAAAUCAGAUCUAMCAGGCCUUUGCCGUCAUCAACGGGUACUACUGUAGUUGUCACUAACUUAUUCAAGAACUURCCAGUGAGGAAGCAAUUCUUGAACAGUACAAAGAAAUGCAAGGAGGAACUAAAGAAAGUUGAAGAGCUAAUGAUGGCAUUUGGUUCAAUACACCCUGGUGUACGUCUAGUUUUAUGGCAUAACAAAUCAAUAAUUUGGCAGAAGAGUAAAACAAACAGCUACAAAACAGCAUUGAUAAGUGUUUUUGGUACAUCUGUCAUGAGUCAUAUGGACCAAGUUAACUACAAUGAUGAGGAAUCUAAGUUUGAAAUAUUUGGUUAUUUACCCAAACCUGGUUCUGAUCCUACCAUUACAUGCCGGACCAACAAUGAUAGAGGAUUUCUUUUUAUCAAUAACAGACCUGUUGUAAUGAAAGAAGUCUCUCAGCUUAUACGACAGCACUACACUCCAGCAGGAUCAAAGCAUCCAUUCAUGUUUUUGAGCAUYAAACUUCCCCCUGAUGGAGUGGAUGUCAAUYUGGAACCAAACAAGACUCAUGUCUUGUUGACAGAAAAAGAWAAAAUUCUUGAUGCUUUAAAAUGCUUGCUUGAAAUGUUUUAUGUCCAGAAUGCUCCAAAUGAAGAUAGCCAURAUCUUAUAUCUGAAAAACCUUCAUGUGAUACAAGAAAAAACAUGUUUCCAAAUUGUGGAAAUACAAGUGAAAGUGGCGGAGGUAUUAGUGGCAUUGAUAGUGACACUGUUAAUAUCAUUGAUUGUUCUGUUGAUGGGAAUUUCAAYCCAGUAGCAUCAUCAACUUUAAAUACCACRGCUCAUGAAGGUCUUCUAAAUAACAGUGAAUUUGAUACARCAARAUCAAAACAAAUUGYAUAUCCCAUAAAAWCAKCMUGCCUGCCACAGAAUGCUACUAGCARUGAAAGGAGUGACACAYCUAGUCCUUCAGAUAAUGACAUUCACAAGACAGAUUGUUAUAAAUCUUCAAAACCUGAUAGUUUACUAUGUUUGACACAGAAAAAUAAUGCUUCAGAACUUAAAAAUCAUAAUACAUUUAACAAAGAAAAUUGUAUGUCUGAAAAUAUAAAUAAAUCAAAACCCAGUCUUACUGGUAAAAUAGAUACCACCAAAGAUAAGACCUUUAUCAUGUCUAACUCAAACAGCCAUGGAAAUAUAGACGACAAUCAAAUUGAAAAUAAUUCAGAGAUGAGUACAUUUGAAGGUAACAAUCAAACAGGAAAUGAUUCAGAGAUUUCAGUAGGGGAACCACUGCACACUGUUGCCUCACAAAAUAACACAUUUGAUAAUCCAGGACACAGCAAAGAGGAUGCAGAAAAAAAUAACAAACUGGAGGAYAAUACCAAUGUCAGAGGAGCAACAAAUACUAGUAAUUGUGGGGUUUCAGAUGAUAAGGUUGUCUCUCCAAAGAAUACUUCUGUCAAUUCAAGCUUCGAUGAUGUUUUUGAUGAUGACAUUGAAUUUGACCAAAUACUGAAAGAUGUUGCUGACAAGAAGAUAGUUCUAUGCACACAGGCCACCCAGCAAGCUUCAGUUAAAGAAGCUCCUGUYGUAUCAAAUGAAAGAGAAAAUAAAAACAAUGCUGUUAAUAAUGUGGAUAAAAAAAGUUGGAGCAUGGGAAAUGCUUUACAGGAUAACCAAGGGAACAUUGUUGAGCCAGUUCAACUUCUUACUUCAGCAACAUUGCAAGAUCAACACCAGGCAACCCGUCCCCUAGGACAACAUYUUAACCAGAGAAGUAUUGUUUCAAGAAAUGGUCAUAACCAAACAACUCCAGUCUUGGGAAAACGAAAACACUCAAGUGAAAAUAAKGCAAAGAAGCAGGCCUCAAGCAAAAGAAUCCACAACAUACCCCAGAUUCUCAACCAGUCACUGAUCACAUUCCAUGCUUCACAAUCACCAAAGGAAAGAUUAAAACAAGCUAACAAAGUGGUUGCAUCCUUCUCUCUACAAAACCUUAAAAUGGCUCACAACAAAACACAUAACUCCAAGACUGAUGGGCAAUCUGAUUUAAAGAGGAAUGAGCUUAUUGGUUGGUUGGAACCAUCUGGUGUGUGGCUGAUGCUUCAACAAACUGAAAUUAUCUUUGUCAAUCACUGCAGAAUCCAAGAACAGAUAUUGUAUCAUAAACUCAUGAACACUCAUGUCUUGUCCAGUGAAAAACUUGACAAUUCAAUUCAGCUGAGUCCCAGGAUUAUUGGAGGUAAUGAUUGUUGGGAUGUUCUCUUCAACCUUAAAAGUCAAAGUGAUUUAAUCAACAUAUCAGAAACCAUCAUCGACGAACGUCUUAAGUCCAAUGGCUUUGAAAUAAGAAUAAAACAUGAUUCAGAAACUGGAGAUUUAAAAGUUGACUUGAUGUGUAUUUGUACGAGCUUACCAUUCUAUGGAGUUCCUGACCUUGCUCAAGUCUUAGGUCUGAUAAAKUCCAAAGGUGCAGAUUCAUGCUCACUUGCAGAAUGUAGGCCACUCAAGGUUGUCAAUUAUUUGAAAGGAGAGGCAGUAAGAAUUUGCAGGGCWCAGACUUCACGUAGGUCAAGASAGGAUGUUGAAGGAUUGCUGCACCAAAUGGAGGAGUGUUUGCCUAAACAUGUCAGGAAUUGUCUACAUGAGCAACCAUUCUUUGGACAAAUUGCUGACAUUUCUAAACUUUUGUAAUAAUUUCUGAUAUCGCUGAAUAUUAAUAAUUAAUAUCCAUAAUUAAUAUCAAUACACGUUACUCUGAAACUCAUCAGCUUUGUUCAGUAGUAUGACAAAAAAAAACUUAUAUAAUGUCACAAAUUAAAAGUAAUACCAACUCAAAAUUUGAAAUGAAGUAAUACUUAAAUUGAAAAAAGCCUGAUCUAUGAUAUUUGAGAUUGAUAUGUGCUUUUCAGGUUCACAGAAACCUUUAAUCGUGCCAUGAUGGUGGGUUUUCUUAAUAGGACAAGGUUUUGUUACUAUGCUGUGAUCUUUGUCGAAUAUGAAAUCUCACAGUAUUAAAAUGCUCUUUAAAGUGACAAUCUUGAGGCUCAAAAAACUCCAACUAUCUUUAUGUUUUUAAAAUCUUCAUUUUAUUCAAUUGAACGUGAUAAUAGCUGACAAAAUACAAUUACCAGUACUGAAAAAAAUGUAGUAAGUGUAGUGUUUCUGGAAUAAGUCUAGAUCAGUGAAUGGAUGGAAAAUAAUGUAGUUUGAUACCUUAGUUUCUAAUACUGUAAUGCAAACACUCUUUAUCUAUUCAAAAAUAUAGUUUCACAGGUGAGUCAUUA